Molecule: messenger RNA, 6325 nt
Organism: Linepithema humile (Argentine ant)
Lineage: Eukaryota; Metazoa; Arthropoda; Insecta; Hymenoptera; Formicidae
Gene: Gapvd1
Product: GTPase activating protein and VPS9 domains 1
Biological process (GO): regulation of GTPase activity; vesicle-mediated transport
Cellular component (GO): cytosol; endocytic vesicle
Molecular function (GO): small GTPase binding; guanyl-nucleotide exchange factor activity
Source: RefSeq, a predicted model, not a curated record
GGCUUGUGCAUGUGUGCGAUGUUCCCUCCCUCAUGCUGCUGGCUGCUGCGUCUAAAAUCUGGCGUCACUGCAGUGCAUACAUUCUCCCACUUUCUCCGUCCGUGCUUGAAUGCACAACACCUGCGGCCAUUUGUAGAAAAAAAUCUAACCUGAAAACGGAAAAUGAUCGUGUGUCAUUAGGGGGUGUUGUUCUGGUCUGGCGAAUGAUAACAACAAACCGUGCGAUCAUUGUCAUUGACAACGCGUAAGUGUUGAACAUCGGUCUGGAUUUGUGACUUCCUGUUCGGCAAACGCGUAGAUGUGAAGCGAUAUACUCUUCGCGCGCAGUUUUCGUGAAUUCGGGAAGCAAAACAUAUGCCUGAAAGUUUUGUUGAGGUUCACUGUGAAGUGUCCUGCGUAUACAUUUUUGCCACAUUAUUAUUAAUGCUCAGGAUAACUGACUAACAGGAUUGUACGCAAGUACAUCCAAUAAUGUCAUCCAUAAACAGUAUUGAUUCCCACGGGACGCUACAGUGGGACAUGAUGGAAUUAGCCCGUCAUUUGCGGCAAGAGAGACUGUUUGUUAAUUCAGAACAGCAGAAUUUACAAACACUUAACAAGCGAGUCUUGCAUAUAUCGUCGGAAUUAGCGCAGCAAGCAUGGGUAACUGCUCAACAGAGAGUGAAUCUGAAUCGUUUGAUAGUAGCAAGGCCAGAUUGCACUCCAGCCUCGUGUUGCCUAAAAGCGAACGCGUUGGAAAAUUCGCAUUUCAUCGAUGCACAUAAGUACCUGCGGUAUCAAGCAUGCUUGUCUUAUGGAGAAUUUUUGGGCGCAUUGCGAAAAUCACCCAAGCUGCUCGCUUCGUGUCUGGUCGAAGGAGACAAAGUCAUUCCGGACUCAAUGCAGAUGAUUGUACAGUGCUUAGCUGCUGGCUUAUACGGCAGCUGUAUAUUACCGGAAGAUAAAAGCUUGGUGCUCCAAUUGCUUAGGCAUCUUAUGCUGCUGCAGAUAAUUCCGUCUGACAACCCACGAAGAUUGCUCAGCCAUGGCACGUUCUCCAGAUUCUACUCGAUCUUUCACGAGAGUCUGUUUUCCGCAAAGCUCUUCCUGACUGCGGCUCUGCAUAACCCUAUCGUGCAAUUGCUCAUGGAGGAUGAAAUGUACCUGGACAUCGAUCCGGACAAAAUGCCUAUCAGAUAUCCAGCUGCGGAAAGAUUGAAGAAAUUCGGGAAAGAAGGCACGCCUGAGUAUCAAGCGAAGUUACAGCGUUACAGAUUAUGGACGAUCAAUUCUCUGCAUCGCAUCACGCAGAGAUUCAUCGUCAACAUUCGCGAAACGAUGCACUGCUUUCCCACGAGCGUUUCCUGGCUAGUAAGACAAAUCGCAGGACUUUUCACCAAGAACGGCAAUGUCGAUCCGAAAGAAGUGCACGCCAUGUGCACCGAUCUUGUAUUCACAUACUUCAUCUGUCCUGCUAUAGUCAAUCCGGAGCCGUACGGUAUCACCGACGCGCCGAUAGGCCAGGUCGCGCGAUUUAAUCUCAUGCAGGUCGGACAAAUUUUGCAGAUGCUCUCGCUGCAGAAGUAUCAAAGUGUUGAUAAUAAAGUUAUCGAUCUGUACAAGAAAUUCGAGAAGGAUUCGGUGUCUUCCAUAAUAGAUUCGAUGUUGGACGGCGCAACGGAGGAAUUGGAAGAGGAGCCAACAAUCAUUGACAAUAAUAAACUUCAAGGCCUGUCACGAUCCGCAGCACUCUUUACAGAAGGUGAACUGGAUACCUUAAUUAUGUUUUUGAAUACUGUCAUCGGUGACAGCAACGGAGAAGCAAUAUCGCAUAAUACAUUCGAUAGGAAGCAAUUAGCGGAGAUGCUGUCGCAAUUGCCCUCAGGUUCACUGCAUAAUAAUAAGUCGAACAACGAGUAUUUGGAAACACCUACUAAACGAGGUGUUGUUGGGAAAGGGAAAGGACGUAUAAGGAUGACCGCAUCAUUCUCACCAAACGCGACAAAUGAAGGUGGAGAGGAAAUUAACAGCACUGCUGCUCCUGAAGAGGAAACUUUGGAUAAGAAUUCUCAAGAUGUGUUAGUGAUACCUUUCGGCCCAACAAUCGGAGAGUCUGUAGGACUGUUGAGUGAACAGAAAGUUUUAUGCAUGGAGCUCCAGAGUCGCAUGGAAAAUGGACCAGUUACUUUGAAUCUCCCGGACGAUGCGUCUGUCGAACACACUAGACAGGAGAAUGGCAACGUUGAACGCAUCGAAACGCAAGAAAAACGAACGCGUUUCUCAUUGUCACAUGAUGAAGUACUGUUCGAAGGGUCAAUUGGCAAUACGUCCGAUAAUUUGGAAGCUGUGUCAGAAGCUGCUUCCAAUCACAGCGUCGCUUCGUCCCUGGAAUUAGAGACAGAAGAUCAAAAUGAUAAUCUGUCAGACAUGGUGUCUGCUAAUGUGUCGGGACGAGGAACUCCUAAUAUAUCAGGACGAGAUACACCGUCGUCCCAAAUCACUGAAGGAGACGAUGGACGCGUUGCGGGUGAAGUAAGGCAGUUGGACUUGCCGCCGCCUAAUAUUCCGACUAAGCAGAGUAGGUCUGAAAUUGACGACAAGUUUUGUAAAUUUGAGAUCAAAAAGCUCAUUGAAGGGGACGAGACUGUUUCUAUGGUAUCCGAUACUUGGUCUACAGAUGUACUGGCCUCAGAUAGCGAAAUAGUUGAACAACAAGAUCGAAUACUGCUCCCUGUUCCGCCCGAGCAAGUCGCGCCUGUUCUGCCGGUCGAGCCUACGCCGAAUAUGUUAGACAUUAGUGAAACCGCCUCUGAAGCCUGGAGCACGGAUGUGCUGGCUAGUGAUUCGGAAAGAUUGACCGAAGUCGAUACGGAUGACACUGCUAGUGUUGCUAGAUCUGACGAUACUGCUAGGUCCGAGAUUGAGAUAGAGAGUCGCGCUGAUUCCGAGGGUAACGAGGAAACGCUUCAGUCCGCCACUCCAUGUACAGACGGCUCGGGCAUCAAUUUUUCGUCCGUUUCUGGGAUUCGAGAUGAUGCUGGAAGCGGAGGGGGAAGCGUGGGAUCGUCGGUAGCGGUUCAUUUAUCACCGACUACGUCACCGUUACCGUCGUCAUCCAACGUAACGGGUCGCGGGGGAACCAAGUCCGAUUACCGACGCAGCACAAUGGAAUACGUAGAUAAAAAUGCGAACAAUAUAAACAAUACAGAUUACAGCAAGCCGUUACGCGAGGACAGACUGGUCCACUUGAUAGAUAAGCUUCAAAUUGACAACGAUAAGCAAGCCGAGCGUCAGGCAACUGCGCACAAUCACAUCGCUGCGGCUGCGGUCGCACCGGCGUUGCUGCUGGCUAAUCAUAUUUCCGCGCCUGUUCUGCCGGAGAAGUCGCAAAACGGUAACGUGAAGGCAGAGGAAUUGGACGGCUGCAUGGCGUCGGUUGGGGAUACUGUUGGCCGACUCAGCACGGCUAGCUUAACAUCCAGCAGCAGUUCCGGAUCGGAGCCGCGAAUGAAGGGCAACAAUUCGACGUCGGAUUUGCCAUUGCCAACGCCGACGGUUAACGGCAACUGCGAUACAACAGAUGGAUCGACCACCAACUUUUCCAAGCCGAACGCAUCCACGGGUGCCAUUCCAAAAAGCAUAAGUUUCGACAUGACGGCCGAGCGCGGCGAUAAGGAAUUGUUGGACGACGAUCAGAAGAACAAACGCAGUUUCUUUGGCAAGCUGAAGCUGUCGCUGAGAAAUCGCAGAGGCAAAACGUUUCGUGGAACGGACGAGAGAUGCUACGAUCGAGAAGCCGGUGGCGACGGCGUCGAUAUAUGCAGCAGGCACAGAUUGCGCAGGAUCAUGUCGGAAGAUGUAACAGCAUCUAGUAACAUUGCAGGCGACACCACCGAUGACAUAUUAGCAAAGUACAGGAGGAAACCAAGUGCGGCCAGUGAUACAGCCUCGGUCGAAAGCAACCAGUCUCGCACAAAAGAGGUGGAAGACGAAAGGCUGUCGAUCGAUCCGAAUAAUGUAGAGCUGUCCUACGCUUUCGCGGACGCUAAGAGAAAAUUACGUAUGGUACUUAGCACUGCUGACCUCCAACACAUUCCAUGGAAUACUUCUGAGAGACACUGUUGGUCGCAGAAGGAGAACGAACUGGUCGCGUUUUUGCAGCUGCAGUUGGCGGAGGCUAUAAACUUGCAGGAUAGAUCGUUAAUAGCUCAUCUUCAUGAAACUUUACGUUGCGUGCGCCUAUUUAAUGACGACGGCUGUAGAAAGCUCUUCAAGUCUCUGCGGGAAGAUUAUCAAAAGCGAUCACCUUAUAUCGCGUAUUUAAUCAGAUGUCGCCAAGGAUUGCUGUCAACAUUGGCUCACUUAGAUAGGUUGUGCGAGCGAGUCAAGUGCGACCGGGAUGCCAUCAAUAACCAUCUCGUGUCCGUUUGCGUGCGAGUAUUCUUGGAAAAGAGGGAGGCUUUUCUCUUGCGCUUCUGCGACGAAUUUAAGAAACUCACGCUGACCGACGAGAAGCAAGAUCUUGUCGAUAAUUUUCUGGGAAAAAUCCACGCCGAGAUGGACAACGAUCCAAUCUGGCAAUCGGCGAGCGCUAAUCAGUUGGACCUGGCGAGAGUCGUGGUGGAAAGGACCGUGAUGGCACGGGUGUACCAUAAUGCGCUCUACCCGAACGGAGAUGGGGAUGUGUACAGGGACCAGCUUCUUCACGAUCACAUCAAAAAGUUGGCGAAGGUCAUAACUCCGAAUCACAAGGACCUACGCAUUCCGAAGGUUUAUCAUUACGAAUGCCCCUGGCCAUGGGCGCAGGCUGAAUUGGCUGUGAUAUCGGCGUAUAAAACUCCUAGGGACAAACUGCAGUGUGUGUUUCGUUGCGCGACCACCAUCAUGAAUCUCCUCUCCAUGGCGUCGGAAAGGGGAAUCCCCGCCGCCGACGACCUGAUUCCUGUGCUAGUCUACGUCAUAAUCAAGACCAAUCCGCCGUCAUUGCUAUCGACUGUCCAAUACGUAGACAGCUUCUAUGGGAAUCGACUGGAGGGCGAGGAACAGUACUGGUGGACGCAGUUCUGCUCUGCGAUCGAGUUCAUCAAAACAAUGGAUUAACAGUUUCUCAGGAGUGUCGCGAUAAAUAAGAUUAGAUUCAAUGCUGAUAAUGUAGAAAUGUUGUAUCAUAAUCAUAAAAUUUGACGAUUUCAUAAAAGGAAAAAAAAAAAGAAGACCAAUAUCUUGUGUAAAGCUAGCUGAAUAGGUUUAUGCUUCCGGUAAUCUUGAUUAACAUAGCAGUCUAACUAAUUAGUUCUUUCGCACGUUAUUACGUAACAUUAGCAAAGACUGAAUAUCAGAUUGUACGUAAAGUAUGGCUUUAUCUUUAUUUGUAACUCUAUUGUACAAUUUCACAGGACAUCGAAAAAGAAGAAAGCGUUUAGAUAUAUUAUUCUUUAAUUUAUGUGUAAACAAUACAGAACUUAUAGAAUUGAUAACCAUUUAGCAGGAUAAACCGUGUUGGACUACUCUUUCUAUGUUUGCGCCAUCCCCCCAAUUCCCCCUCUCACCCAUUCGAGAAUCGAAAAUCGAAGACCCGUGAAGAUAUAUUUUUUUUUCUAGCACUCACAGUUUUACUCGAGAUAUCAAGAAUGUUGAUAAUCAAGGAAAUUUAUGCGAGUUAAUAUAAAAGGCAUAGAGUAGACUCGCUUUCCCACAUUUGGGUGCACGACACCAUGUUAAUACAAUUUUAUUACUUAUAUUAUUACCAAGUUACUUUUAUUAAAUUAACAAUAGUUAAUAUAUACUUCAACGUCAAUGAAGAGAAGCUUAACGAAAGUAUAAAACGCGCUUAACUUAGAAGAAAAGACAAUCUUAAUAAGUUCGAUUGCAAAUAGAUUUUCGAGACGAAAUUCGAUCGAAUAUAUCGGAGAGCGUAGCUGUUAUCAUUAGAAGCAAGAUUUGAAGAAGGGAAUCGAUAGAGACGCAGUUUGAACGAGUAUAAUAUCAACAUUUUAAUGUAGCAAUUUAACUGAUACACAAGUGAUUCGUUCUUAUUUAUAAUAAACAACUAGUAAUAAUUAUCACUUACAGUAAAUAUGUAUAAGGCGUAAAAGCAAAUAAAAGUUUUGUAACACCUCACGAUCACCAUAUACACAACAUUAAUAUCUUACCGGUGUUCCCUGUCGGUACCAGAACGCAAGGAAAAAAAAAAAAACGCACAGUGCGCUUUGAUUUUCGUAUUUUCUUCAUUUUCUUUUUUUUUUUCUCUCUUUUGUACGACGUCAGCAUGUAUAUCACACGUUACACAACGCAUUGCGUGUUUUCGAAGGAAAGAAAAAGGGGGGAGGGUAGGCAAAAAAAAAAA